Molecule: messenger RNA, 4357 nt
Organism: Macrosteles quadrilineatus (aster leafhopper)
Lineage: Eukaryota; Metazoa; Arthropoda; Insecta; Hemiptera; Cicadellidae
Gene: enc
Product: R3H domain-containing protein 1
Exons: 24
Coding region: 298-3093 (931 amino acids)
Molecular function (GO): nucleic acid binding
Source: RefSeq, a predicted model, not a curated record
UGAUGGUGGGGCUUUGGUGCUAGAUUAUGGAAGCUCUGUUCUGUGAAUUAUCAAACAAUAAUGAAUUAUCCAAGAAAAUUGGAAAUUUGAAGUGAACAUGAUUUUUUGAAUUUCGUUGAAUGAUAUAAUUGUUAAUAUGUAUAAUAAAGGUUCAAGCUAAUAAUUUUAUUGACAAGUUUGUUGUACAGUGAGUCUAUUUUUGUAAGAAGGAGAUUCUGUAGAUACGAUGCAGACGACGUUAAUGCAUUACAAGUUCCCAGCAUAGUGGUCCAAAGUGGCAGCCACACUCCUCCCGUCAUGGACAGAGCGACCACCAGAACGCAAUGGUCUCUGUCAACUCAGAGUACUUAUGAGGACGAUGGAGACUUGGGGGUUCAAACCACUAUUGAGGAAGCGGAUCGUUUCCCUCCUGCUUCCAAGGAGAAAGAAAAUGAGGCAACUGAGAAUAAACACACAAACAAUAAUAAUCUCCCCAGGGGCAGAUCAAAAGCAAAUUUGAAACUGUUAAAAAGAAGCCACGCUUUGAAAGAAUCGACCAGUCCCCCUCCGGACGUACCUUUGUCACCUGUUACAACCCCUACUUUAGAACUGCCAACCCCUCCAAGCAAUAACAACAAUCCUGCGUCAACGAACAGCAAUGGAUUGAAUCUUAGACCAAUACUCAAAAGAGACAGUUCUAACCAGAGCACAGACUCCAACUUAUCGUCGUCGCUUUCAAGAGGUAACAGUAUGGAGCACAAUAAUGACCAAAUGUCCACCCAAGAGUUGGAGCAUUUUCUAACUGAAACAAUCAAUGGACCGACAAAAGACAAGAUUUUACUGUUAAAAAUAGAAAGUGAAAUAAUCAACCUACUCAAUGACAAAAGAAAAUCAUGUCAUAAGUUCGGAAUUAUGAGCUCCUACCAAAGAAUGCUAGUUCAUAAAGUAGCCCAUUACUAUAACUUGGACCAUAAUGUAGACCCCUCCGGCCAGUCCGUGAUCGUCUAUAAGGUGAAAAAUGCAAGAAUGCCAGCAAACAAGCUCAUUAACUUUUUUAGAGGCGAAGUUUCAAUGUCAGAAGAGCCUAGAAAAUCUAUACUAAAAAGAGAUUCUGCGUCUUUCGAAGACACUCCGAGCUUCAAGAAUCCUGAUGGACAGCCUGACGGACCGCGGAGAUCCAAAAGUUUCGAAGAGAGAGAGGAGGAAUAUGAAAAAGCUAGAGCUCGUAUUUUUCACCAAGAACACGGAGACAGAGACAGUUGCUCUCAAGACGGCGAGGACGAAAUGCGCUGGACGCAGCCUCCUCCUACAUGGGAACGAACUGCCUCCUCCGACUCAACUAAGCUACACCCAAACUCUCAAAGACCAUCAAGACUUGCCAAGGGCGAAUCGUACGAAUGCAGAGACACCCUACGAGCUAACUCCCUACGAUCGAGUGUUAGCAAAUCCUAUAGCUUCGGAGGAUAUGACCAGACUUCUAACAAUAGAGUGCUCACUAAACAGGACUCGGGCAGCAGUGGUGGGUCUGGUGUAAGUCCCUCGAGUUCUGGUUAUAAGAGCCAGAGAUCAGAUACUACAGUUUCUGCAACUCCGUCACCGUCCGCUACUCCCCACCUAGCCACUCAGCUUUCUAACCAAAGUGGUGCAGUUUCCCCGGACAUAGAACAAGAUGCUGUGUUUUGGGCCGUCACUAGCAUGGCAUCCGUCCCAAUUGGAUCUGUUCUAAUAAAUCCACAGACUGGGCGACCGCUGAAGAACGAUGAUGGGUCGGUUUAUCACUAUCAUCCUGAUAAUCCACCGAAGAUAGUUAGCUCCACAGAGCAGGCUUCUGCGGCCCCACCAGCCCCUGAGACCGGAACAACAACGAAUACAGGUGGUAGCGGUCAAACUACAAGUGUUCAGAGUCAACAACCCACUGUGGCAGAAGAACCCUCGCUUGCGAACCCACCCCAUCCCCCGGCCUCAUACCAUCAGGUGGAGGAGCCCCAUUUGGUUACAGGUUUAGAUACUACUGGUGCUACGAAUGUACCCUUGGCUCCUGUUUAUCAGCACAUGCCUCCGCCAGUACCUACGUCCAUAAUGUAUAACCCUCCGGCGGAGAGCUACCCACCUCCGACUAACAGUGGCCAACCACUGAUAUAUUCGGUUCCGUACAACAACGUGCAAUAUACUACAACGCCAAUGACUGCUCCUGCCCCACAGCUCAACACACUGGAGCAGGAGCAGCUGUGCAAUUAUUUGGCGAGUAUGUGCCACGGAGAAUAUAAUAGAACGGAGCCUCAACAUCGUCAACUCGUCUACUGCCAGCCUCAAUACUCACAGGGUGCUACUGCUGCCCCUACUCUGCCAACGGUAUAUUUCUCCCCUCCGAACCAUGUGGUGCCUCCAACUCAGCCUCGUCACCCAGCCACUUGCUCGUACCAAUAUCCACAACAGCCAGACCGAUCAGUUUCAGCUGCUCCUGAGUGCACCUAUCAGCCGCCAGGAGUUCACGGCUACUACGCUCGCUGCCCCUCAGCCCAGCCGCCGAGUUCUGGGUACUUUGUCCCGACUGCCACAGCGUCCAUGGGAUUGAUGUAUCCUCCGGUACACACACAAGCAGCUCGUCCUUACCACCGCUUGCCCACUCCGCCUAACACAACACAGAAUGUUUGCUCUCCGUACCCAAUGAACAACUACGCCUCCGUGCUCUACCAGCCCCAGAUGAUGGCCCCGGCUAUGAUGAGACCAGCGAUGCAGCUGAACAUGGCUAACAGCCCCCCACUGAGGGCGAUUCGUCCCGUAAACUACAACACCACCACAACUCGUUCGCCUGUGGUCCGAGACCCCGCACCGCCCGAACCGCCGCGGCACAACAAUUACGCCACAACAAUGCCACAGAGCAGUGCAGUUGGCCCGGUCAUUUACCGGCUUAACUAUCCGCCUGGGGAUUAUCUUCUGAUGAACAGUCGGGCGUUUCAAAGCGCUCCGACAGCCAACCGACUCCCACCGUCAGUCCCGACGUUUACCCCCUUACGGCGUGGCAGGCCUCGAGCCGCCGGUCCGUCUCCUCCCCCAAACCCAAGGUCGAGUCUACGGGAUGAGUCAACAGGCUGCUCUGACCACAGCAAUUGAAUCCGCAGGACAUAAUGACUCCAGCCUAAAUGGUUGUCAUUUAAUGAUGAAUACUUAGAUCUGCCGUCAACCUACCACUCGAUAUUGUUAGUGCAUCUGAUUUUAGGGCUCCUAUUAGUCCAGUUAUAAAUUUAAUAAUAGCUAUAUUUUCAAAUUAGUCGCCUUCAUAUUCUUAAGUGGCAAUAAUUAUUUAUGUGUAGCGUUAAUUUUAAUCCGUAAGCAUUUUCUGACUGGAUUAAGCAUUGUUUCUUUUCAAAAACUAAAACAUACAGAAUUGAUUUCGAUAUAUUUUUUAAGUUCUCGCCAUACACUGUCUCUAUAAUAGAUAAGAGGUUGUGAAGAGUAGAUUAUCGAGUGAAUAUUUGAAUAUUAUUGUAAGCUUGGAUCUCAAUGGCUUGGAUGAUAUGUAUACAAGUAUUGAAAAAUGUGUAUAAUUUGCACAAAGUUUUAAAUAGAUGAGAUGUUUGCUGCGUCUUUUUACUGAUCCGUUCCCUGUCCAGACCUUACCUAGAUUGUUAGUCAUGUUAACGUUAGUGAUCUGAAACUGAAAUAUACUAAACUUUUACUUAUUUUCCUUUUGACUGAGUUCCGCAUAGUUGUGUUGAGAACAAACAUAAAGUUUUCAUGAAUUUAUAAGGAAUUGAAAUGCCAAUAACUAAUUCCACCAGUUAUCAAAAGAAAAUUGAAAUCAAGUUAUUUUUAAAUGUUUCCAAAACUGAUUUGUGAUUUAAAAGGUAACCUACAGGGUUUGAGUAAGUCAAAUGUGUAAUCUCAUCUCUUUGCAUUUCCAAAGUUCUUGGUAGUAACAAAAUUAAACAAACAGACACAAAAUCUCAUUAAAUGUACAUAAUUUUUUUUUUAUAAACUACCUAUGUCUAAAAAUCAUAUUUAUUUCUGAUAAUUGAGAAAUGCGUAAUUUCAUAAUAAAUCACUGAAACUAUAAUAUAGGGACAGUGCAUGCGAGAUCAUUUCCUUUACAUUUCAAUUGUGUCCUUCUUCACAAUUAUUGUGAUAAAACUUAGUUUUUGUAUAUUAUUUUUGUUUUUUAUGAUUUAUUUGUAGAAGAACGCCGUCGUCGUAACUAAGUCGGGACAAGAAGAUUGCAAUAGAUAGGUUAUAUUUGGCUGAGCCUCUUCUCUUGCCGCCAUCAUUCAAAUUUUUGUUUUUAAGCUUACCAUUAUUCUAUGAUCUGUAGUUAAAUAAUAGGAUAGGUAAAGUGUUAAUUUAAUACAAUUUCUUACUUGUGGUUGUUUGUACGUUUAGG